This is a messenger RNA of Acanthosepion pharaonis, 795 nucleotides long. The record is from the annotation of a GenBank genome assembly. NCBI's taxonomy places the organism in Eukaryota, Metazoa, Mollusca, Cephalopoda, Sepiida, Sepiidae.
AUGAGGCGGGAUCACAUUAUUCUCUGUCUGUUUCUUUCUUUCUUUCUUUCUUUCUUUCUUUCUUUCUUUCUUUCUUUUAUGUUUAUAUCUCUUUCUCUCUCAUAUCUCACCCCAUCUCUCUUUCUCUCUCUCUCUUUCUCUUCUGUUUAUGUCUCUCUAUAUCUAUCUAUCUAUCUAUCUAUUUAUCUAACUUUCUUCAUAUCUAUCUGUCAUAGUCUAUUUUGUCUAUCUCUUAUUAUGUUAUUCUGUUCAUCUUACUCUCUCAUUCCCUCUCUCCCUCUUUCUCUCUAUCUAUCUCAUCUAUUUCAUGUGUCAUUUUUUCAUUUUACUCUCUCAUUCUCUCUCUCUCUCUCUCUCUCUCUCUCUAUCUAUCCCUGUCUAUCCAUAUCUCUCUGUCAUUCUGUUCAUAUCUAUCUCACAUUCAUAUCUCUCUAUAUUAUUCUGUCCAACUCCCCCACUCUCUCUAUCUAUCUCAACUAUUUUGUCUAUCUCUCUGUGUCAUUCUGUUCAUCUUACUCUCUUAUUUUCUCCUCUCUCUCUCUCUCUCUCUCUUUCUCUCUAUCUAUCUAUCUAUCUAUCUAUCUAUACCAGUUUCUUCAUAUUUAUUUACCUGUCAUUAUUCAUAUCUAUCUCAUUGUUAUUCUUUCUCUCCCCCAACACUCUCUCUCUCUCUCUCUCUUUAUCUAUCUAACUCUGUUCAUAUGUAUAUAUCUGUCUCUCUGUCUCGGUCUGCCUUCAUGUCUUUAUCUAUCUAUCUAUCUAUCUCAGAAUGUUCAUUUUCUCUUUGUUUAUUGA